AGGCCCCACAUCGUACCGCGAAACAGUGAGUCCAUUCGUCUGAACUGCUCCCCGAAGCCGCACCAUGAACCUGAAACUCUUCCUGAUCGUAUCGCUGCUGCUGGUCGGUGUGUUCCUCGGCCAGACGGAGGGCCGACGGUUCAAGAAGUUCCUCAAGAAAGUCGAAGGAGCCGGCCGACGCAUCACCAAUGCGGCUCAGAAGGGCCUACCGGUUGUGGCGGGCGCACAAGGUCUCAUUGGCUAGGGCGCCGUCCCGUCUGUCGCCGUGAGGUCCCCGACACAGACACAGAGCACACACAGUCUGCCUGACGUCUGGCGACACCCGAUCAUUGCCUCGGACCUCGUGAAGUAAUGGUGAACCUAAUAAACGCCGUCUCGCCGCACCGCGUCGUCGUCGUGGUCCGUUGGCUCCCUGCGAGCCGACGGGACGCUGGCGGACGGGCGCGCGCGCGCAGUGAGUGCCUCU
Molecule: messenger RNA, 466 nt
Organism: Anopheles cruzii
Lineage: Eukaryota; Metazoa; Arthropoda; Insecta; Diptera; Culicidae
Product: cecropin-C-like
Exons: 2
Coding region: 65-244 (59 amino acids)
Biological process (GO): defense response to Gram-positive bacterium; antibacterial humoral response; defense response to Gram-negative bacterium
Cellular component (GO): extracellular region
Source: RefSeq, a predicted model, not a curated record